Prinia subflava (tawny-flanked prinia) is the source of this 7733-nucleotide messenger RNA. It is a transcript of the gene PCDH7, whose product is annotated as protocadherin 7. The record is from RefSeq and is a predicted model, not a curated record. Bases 1 to 3759 code for a protein of 1252 amino acids. The transcript is spliced from 3 exons. Lineage: Eukaryota; Metazoa; Chordata; Aves; Passeriformes; Cisticolidae. Gene Ontology annotation, biological process: homophilic cell-cell adhesion. Gene Ontology annotation, molecular function: calcium ion binding. Gene Ontology annotation, cellular component: plasma membrane.
AUGCGGACCCUCCUUCGCUUUGUGCAUUGCUGCUGCUGCUGUUUCUUGCUCCUCCUGCCUCCGCCGCUCUGGGUCAGCCUGGCAGCAGCUAAGCAGCUCCUGAAGUACCGGCUGGCCGAGGAGGGACCCGCCGACAUCCGCAUCGGCAACGUGGCUUCCGACCUGGGGAUCGUGACGGGCUCCGGAGAGGUGACAUUCAGCCUGGAGUCGGGCUCCGACUAUCUCAAGAUCGAUAACAUGACCGGGGAGCUGAGCACCACAGAGCGGCGCAUCGACCGCGAAAAGCUGCCGCAGUGCCAGAUGAUCUUCGACGAGAACGAGUGCUUCUUGGACUUCGAGGUGUCGGUCAUCGGCCCCUCGCAGAGCUGGGUGGACCUCUUCGAGGGCCGGGUCAUCAUCCUGGACAUCAACGACAACACCCCCACCUUCCCUUCCCCCGUCCUCACGCUCACCGUGGAGGAGAACCGGCCCGUGGGGACCCUCUACCUGCUGCCCACCGCCACCGACAGGGACUUCGGCCGCAACGGCAUCGAGCGCUACGAGCUGCUGCAGGAGCCCGGCGGGGACGGCGGCCGGCGCGGCGGCGGGGGCGGCUCGGGCGGCGCGGCCGCCGAGAGCGCCCCCUUCCCCGGCGGCAGCAAGCGGCGGCAGGAGGCGGAGGCGGCGGCCCGCAGCAGCGUCUUCGAGCUGCAGGUGGCCGACACCCUGGACGGGGAGAAGCAGCCGCAGCUGAUCGUCAAGGGGGCGCUGGACCGCGAGCAGCGGGACUCCUACGAGCUCAGCCUCCGCGUGCGGGACGGCGGCGACCCGGCGCGGUCCUCGCAGGCCAUCCUGAGGGUGCUGAUCACCGACGUGAACGACAACAGCCCCCGCUUCGAGAAGAGCGUCUACGAGGCGGACCUGGCGGAGAACAGCAGCCCCGGGACCCCGAUCCUGCAGCUGCGAGCCACCGACCUGGACGUGGGAGUGAACGGGCAGAUCGAGUACGUCUUCGGGGCGGCCACCGAGUCCGUCAGGCGCCUACUGCGGCUGGACGAGACCUCGGGCUGGCUCAGCGUCCUGCACCGCAUCGACCGCGAGGAGGUGAACCAGCUGCGCUUCACCGUCAUGGCCCGAGACCGGGGCCAGCCCCCCAAGACGGACAAGGCCACCGUCGUGCUGAACAUCCGGGAUGAAAAUGACAACGUGCCCACCAUCGACAUCCGGAAAAUCGGGCGCAUCCCGCUCCGGGAUGGGGUGGCAAGCGUGGCCGAGGAUGUGCUGGUGGACACUCCCAUUGCCUUGGUGCAGGUGUCAGACCGGGACCAAGGUGAAAAUGGUGUGGUGACCUGCACCGUGGUGGGCGAUGUGCCCUUCCAGCUCAAACCGGCCAGUGAGGGUGAAGGGGAGCCACAGAACAAGCGCAAGUAUUUCCUCCACACCUCAGCCCCUCUGGAUUAUGAAGCUGUCCGUGACUACAACGUGGUGAUUGUGGCCGUGGACUCAGGCAGCCCCAGCUUGUCCAGCAACAACUCCCUGCUGGUGCGGGUUGGCGACACUAAUGACAACCCUCCCAUGUUCAGCCAGGCCGUGCUGGAGGUCUCCUUUCCAGAGAACAACUUGCCUGGUGAAAGGGUGGCCACAGUGGUUGCCACAGAUGCGGACAGUGGCAAGAAUGCUGAGAUCACUUAUUCCUUGGAGGCCUCACCUCUCUCCUCGGAGGCACCAGACAGCACCUUCAGCAUUGACCCUGACUCUGGGGAUGUGUCAGUGCAGGCAGUGCUGGACCGUGAGCAACGUGACACCUAUGAAUUCCAGGUGACGGCCCGGGACAAGGGGGUGCCUUCGCUGCAGGGCUCCACCACAGUGGUGGUUCGGGUGUCAGACCGCAACGACAACGAGCCACGCUUCAUGCAGGAUGUGUUCACCUUCUAUGUGAAAGAAAACCUGCAGCCCAACAGCCCCGUGGGCAUGGUGACCGUGAUGGACUUUGACAAGGGCCGCAACGCAGAGCUCAGCCUCUCCAUCCAGCCUGGAGACCACGACCAGGCAGCUGGCAUCUUCUCCAUUGAGAAUGACACUGGUACAAUUUUCUCCACUGUCUCUUUUGACCGUGAGCAGCAGACCAGCUACACCUUUAAGGUGAAGGCAGUGGACGGGGGUGAGCCUCCACGCUCUGCCACAGCCACCGUGUCUCUCUUUGUGAUGGAUGAGAACGACAAUGCACCCACUGUCACCUUCCCCAGUAAUAGCUCCUACACCGUGCUGCCACCCUCCAGCAACAUGCGCACUGUGGUGGCCACAGUGGUUGCCACCGAUGCUGACACAGGUCUCAACGCUGACCUCAACUACAGCAUUGUUGGGGGCAACCCCUUUAAACUCUUUGAAAUAGAUCCUGCCAGUGGCGUGGUGUCACUGGUGGGCAAGUUGGCCCCCAAGCACUAUGGCCUACAUCGCCUGGUUGUGCAGGUGAAUGACAGUGGGCAGCCCCCCCAGUCCACCACGGCCCUGCUCCAUGUCUUUGUCAAUGAGAGCCUGUCCAACGCCACCGUGGUGGAGAGCCAGGUGGCCCGCAGCCUUCACACCCCACUGGCCCAGGACAUUGCUGGUGAUCCCAGCUACGAGCUGAGCAAGCAGCGGCUUAGCAUAGUCAUUGGUGUGGUGGCCGGCAUCAUGACAGUUAUCCUUCUUAUCCUGGUGGUGGUCAUGGCCCGCUACUGCCGAUCCAAGGGCAAGCACGGUUACGAGGCCGGCAAGAAGGACCAUGAGGAUUUCUUCACCCCCCAGCAGCACGACAAGGCCAAGAAGCCCAAGAAGGACAAGAAAGGCAAGAAGGGCAAGCAGCCCCUCUACAGCAGCAUUGUUACCGUUGAGGCUUCCAAGCCCAAUGGGCAGCGCUACGACAGUGUCAACGAGAAGCUCUCAGACAGCCCCGGCAUAGGCCGGUAUCGCUCGGUCAACGGUGGCCCAGGCAGCCCCGACCUGGCCAGGCACUACAAGUCCAGCUCACCGCUGCCCACCGUCCAGCUGCACCCACAGUCCCCCACCGCUGGCAAAAAGCACCAGGCCGUGCAGGACCUGCCCCCAGCCAACACCUUCGUGGGCGCUGGCGACAACAUCUCCAUCGGCUCGGACCAUUGCUCCGAGUACAGCUGCCAGGCCAGCAGCAAGUACAGCAAGCAGCCGUUUCGUAGAGUGACGUUUUCUGUUGUGAGUCAGCCUCAGGACCCGCAUCAAGGGUCAUUGCAGAGUUGCUAUGACAGCGGUCUGGAGGAGUCAGAAACACCAAGCAGUAAGAGUUCAUCAGGGCCAAGGCUGGGUGCCCUUCCACUCCCAGAGGACAACUACGAAAGGACUACGCCGGAUGGCAGUGUUGGUGAGGCAGAGCAUAUGGAAAAUGAUUCACGACCUCUACCAGAUGUAGCCCUAACGGGGAAGUGCACCCGAGAGUGUGACGAGUACGGCCACUCAGACUCCUGCUGGAUGCCAGUGCGCACUUCUCCGGAGAGAAAGCAGAAGAGCCAGCCAAAACUCUCCACUUUCAUGCCUGUCGAUGAACGGGGCAGUCAGGAAAAGCUGGCCAAUGGAGAAGCCGCCCUCAUGGGUGAUCGCAACAGAAACCUCCUCAACAAAAAGUUGACCUCAUCCUAUGAGACCUUCAGUGCAGCUAGUUUCAGCAAAAACGAAGAAGGCAAUCCAGAGGAUAUCCCCCUUACACAGACAGGGGAAUACAAGCCAUCUCCUGUCAACACUCUAACUAGAAGAGAAGUUUACCUGUAGGCUAACAAGCAGCAACAAAGCUCUUUCAUAAUAUAAGAAAGAAAUGGGGCAAAUGUCUUAAAAUCACAACAAUUUUAAGAAAAAUGUGAAACAAAAAAGAGGGGGCCACCAAAGAGACAAAAGAUCUGCCUGCCACUUCUGCCUCCAUAGCAGGCAUGUAAUUAUACUGUCUGCCUGACUUUACUGUACAAUGUAGAAAACAUUGUUGUUACUUGCAUGUCUAAUUCCCCUCUCCCUGAUUUUUAUUUUCCUAGAUCUAUGGUUGCAAAUUACUCCCACAGUAGCAAGCUUGAUUAAAAAGAACACAACACACUGUUGUUUCCCCUCGGCAGAAGCAUGAAUUAAACCACUCAUUUUGUUUGUUUGUCAUCUGGCUUGUUGAGGAUAACAGGUCAGGGAAAAUAUAUUCAAAACAUACCAUCUGAAUAUCGCUGAUCCCCAUCAGGGACAAUCCUUCAGAAACCAUAAAGAUAUAGGAUAAAUAUAAAGGAAUAAUCAUUAGUAGGCACUUUGUGAAGACCACAGCUUUAAUAUUCUCACUUCUCAUCUGAGGCUGGAAGCAACAGAAAUACAUUCAGCCUGAGACUGCAGUCAAAAACAUGGCAUACUUUCCUGUGAUUCAUGAACUCUGGUUCUGUUUUAUCCAUCGAACAAAUGUGUCUUGCUGUGUCUCUGUCUCUCUCUCUCUCGUUCUCUGUAAUGAUUAUUUCAAUGUAAACACAAUUACUGACACUUUUACCAUAGGAUAGCAAUGAUAAACUGUUGAAACCAUCAUUUUGGGAAAGACUAACAUUUAGCUGGGAAGAUUGUAAUAACAAAAAGGCCAAAGAUCACACAAUGGAUCAGGGGAACUGCUAAGUAUUGGGGCUUGACUUAGAAAAUAAAUGUAUUCACAAAAAAACACAUGUACUCAUAACACAGCUUCAGCUACAUUCUACACAUCAGCACAGUUCACAAGCCCAGAUGACAAUUUUUUUUCCAGAGAAGUUCAGUUGAAUGCCCAAAGGAACUGAUGCUUUUUUUGUAAUGACAUGAUAUAUUGCAGCACAUGCUGCAUAUGAUAUGCUGCAUAUGGUAGUUCCAGGGAAUUUUUAAGAUCAAAAUUUAAAACUAAUAGUAGAAGAGAAGGCUGUGUUAGUGGGGAUGCUUGAUGGGAGGGAAAAAGGUGGACAGUGGGAUAAUGCAGUAACAAGAGAACAUCACAACUUGGAUACAAAAGCUCCUUUUCAGAUUGCAAGGCAUAGUUGCUAAGUCUGGUCAUCAGUGUUGCAGCUUAUCAAGUGCUUUGGUUAUGUCAAAGAUGAGGAUAAUGAAAGCUUUCUUGAAACCAAGUGCAUUAAAACCAAGUGCAAUACUAAAUGAUAUCAAGACUCAGAAUAUUUAGCAUUAGUAACAAAUGGUCUGAUAAACAGUGGUAUGAUACCGAGGAGGUCAAAAUUACUUAAAAAGAGUCCAAGCUACUGGGAUAUGCAAGAGCUGUAACAAUUAUCAUGGUGAGUGCUUCUUGAAAGGAAGAGGAAAUGAAACAGGGUUUUGUGCAAUAAAAGAAACAAAACAUGCAGAACAUCAACCAAUUGCUUUGUAGUUGAUGUUGUAGUAAUAAUCAGAGACCGAGCUCAGACAUUCAGACAAAAGUGACAAUCAAACAACACAGCAAGGACAGCUCAAGGACAGGAAAGCAUUUGGAUCCCUGGCUGUUGAACCUGGCAUGAAGGCAUGGGUAGAUGACUCUAGUAACUAUAGUCAUAAUGUAGCUUUGGGUAGUUUCUUGCUUUGAAGAAUUGCAUAGAAAUAACCUUAAACAGUCUAAGGUAGAGGUUGGUAAAUCAAAAAAACUCAUCACAUUUAUCUUUUGAAUUCACUUCUCCAUAGAGUGGGUUGUGCCAUUACUGGCCUUUUCAUUCUCCUCUCUAAAGUUUACUUUCUUCAAGUAACAUUAGUUUGUGUAUAGCAGUUAUGAUGAAUGGGCACAUUUUAGAAAGAAAAUAUUAAAAUCAAAAAUUAUUAAUGAUUGAACAUUUUUAUGUUUAAUUAUUUAAGUAAUAUGGAGAGAUGCAAGCUAGUACUUUGUUAUGAGACUGCAUAUAGCAGUUACUACUUUGUAUAAUCUGUAAGUACCUGUUUAAAAAUGCUUCUAAAAUGCUUAUGUAAUGUAAACACAUUUUUCUUGCACGUUUCAACAGAAUACACAAUUGCAUAACACAAAUGUUCAACAGAACUUCCUUUAAUAAGAUUUUAUUUAAUAUUACAGACAAGAAAAUAAAUUAGGUAGCUGGGUUCUGUAUAUUCUUAGACACUUUUUCUACAAGGCUAAUAAUACAGGUCAUAGUAGACCUUCAGAUUAAAUGGAUCAGCAGUCACUCACCAAUUUUUGCACCACAUAAGACAGUCAUGAAAUAAUUUUCUUGUGUGCAUCUCCUUAGAUCUAAAAUGCGUGUGAAAGAAUUUUUUAAAAAUUCUAUCUACUGUAAGUAUUCACAGCAAUUCUUGUGGAACUAGCCACUAUUAAUAUGCUGAUUACUCUUCUGACCUGGCAUGACAUACAAAUAUAUUUUGUGUUUGUAUUUUUCCUCUUUAGUUGAAAUAGGUUAAAUCUGGUGCCACUCCAUAAAUAGAGUGCUUUUGUAUAAAAAUAAAGAAAUAAAGCUAUAAAAAUAAUUAGGGUGAAUGCAAAAUAUGCAACUGUGCCUUUUAUACCUAUUAUUAGGGUAAAGUGGUAGUUGGGUUUGGACACUGAGGGGUAAGGGGCUAUUCCCAACUUUUUUGAACCUGUAUAUUUACCUGUGUUUAUUUUCUGAGAAAUUAUAAAUGAUAUAUUUAAAAACAAGCCUUUUGCCAAACUCAGUUAAUGGACCAGUCUUAAGCAUUAAUAACACAAGGCUGUGGUUUAAGUAGGUCUUGAGGAUUUUUUUAUUACUAUUUGUGUGGGGUUUGGGGUUGUUUUAAUUUGUUUUUAAUUCUGCUGCCUGGAAAAGUAUGAUCAGUCUAUAUGAUAGUUAUUUAGCAAGGUGUCACCAGUUCAUGUUGCCAGGAAAAUUGACAAUUUUUAAAAUUGCUUUUAGCCUUCAUCACAUUUUAGUUGUACAGUAUAGAAAUCAUGUUUUUCUUUACUUCCAUGGGAAACUCAAAUGAGCUUUGCAUGUAUUUUACAUUAGGGCACCUUUAUAGAUUGAUGCGUUAAUAUAUAACUUUAUAUGUAUUAGAAAGCUCAAUAGCUUUGGUCUAAAAUCUAAGGCUUAUUCCAGAUCUCAGACCCACUAUGUUUAUGGAUUAUCGUUUCUGACUGGCCUGCUGCCUGAGUUUCAGGAAAAAAAGUUAAACAUUAUUUUUAUGCGGGGGAAGAACUUAAAUGGGAUUGAAAUGAUUGGCUGAAAGGCUACCCUAGAAGUUGUCAAGCAGAAAAAUCGUGAAUAUGGAUAAAGAUGUUGCAUAAAUCCACCAAACACUUGUAAGGAAGUUGAACAACGACAUAUUUUUCCUUCUGUUUUAUUGGUGAUAAAUAUACACAGCUUCCUUAAGAAAAGAAGCAGAUGAAAAAGCAAUAGAAAUUGAAGCCCAUCAGUUAAGCUGAAUUACUGACUGAAAGAGUGUAAGCAAGAGGAAGAAGACAACAUUCACCAGCUACCUGGGGUAUGCUUUCAGACAACUUUUCCUAAAUUUUAAAGCACUUGCAUUCAAUGUGGUACGAUCUGUUUGUAAUAAUAAUCAUUGACUAUUGUUCUGCAACUUGGAUGUUGAUAGUGAAGCAGAGAACAAUUUAUCAUUGUUUAUUAUGAGUCACUAUGCACGCAACUAUGCUAAACAUGGCAAAAUGUAUUAAACGCUAGUCCACCUCUAUUUAUGAAAUAUUUACAUAAUUUAAUUUGCUUUUGUACAGUUUUAUGUAAAUAAAUUGCUUGUCAUUUUUGUCUCUGCAAAUUAAAAUAUAACAUGUUCAACUGGUUGCCCAUUUGCCAGUUUACUUUCUUGGACAG